AAAACAAACGAAAACAAAUCAUCCGCGUUUGGUUUUUCUGUCAGACCGCUUGUGGGCUUCCGUACCGCUAUUACUGCUGACAGGCUACCGGUGAAACGCAGCAUUAAACUCUUGUUAACAUCAAACCUUCUCUGCUCAGGACCAUGAGUCGGAGUUAUAACGAUGAGCUCCAGUAUCUGGAGAAGAAGGGCAAGAACUGCUGGAGGAUUAAGAAAGGCUUUGUCCCAAACAUGCAGGUGGAGGGAGUCUUCUACGUGAACGAACCUCUGGAGAAACUGAUGUUUGAGGAGCUUCGCCAGGCCUGCGGAGGGAGAGGCGGUGUGGGUGGAUUCCUUCCAGCCAUGAAACAAAUCGGGAACGUGGCGGCACUGCCGGGGAUUGUACACAGGUCCAUCGGUCUCCCAGACGUUCACUCCGGAUAUGGAUUUGCGAUCGGAAACAUGGCUGCCUUCGACAUGAACAACCCCGAUGCUGUGGUGUCUCCAGGCGGCGUCGGUUUCGACAUAAACUGCGGCGUACGUCUGCUGAGGACGAACCUGGACGAAGGGGACGUCCAACCGGUGAAGGAGCAGCUGGCCCAGGCGCUGUUCGACCACAUCCCCGUGGGGGUUGGGUCCAAGGGAGUCAUCCCCAUGGGGGCCAAGGACCUGGAGGAAGCUCUGGAGAUGGGAGUGGACUGGUCUCUGAGGGAGGGGUACGCCUGGGCCGAGGACAAGGAGCACUGCGAGGAGUACGGCCGUAUGCUGCAGGCCGACCCCAACAAAGUCUCCUCCAAGGCCAAGAAGAGAGGCCUGCCGCAGCUGGGGACUCUGGGAGCAGGAAACCACUACGCUGAGAUCCAGGUGGUGGACGAGAUCUACAACGACUACGCUGCCAAGAAGAUGGGCAUCGACCACAAAGGUCAGGUGUGCGUGAUGAUCCACAGCGGCAGCCGAGGGCUCGGACACCAGGUCGCCACAGACGCUCUGGUUGCCAUGGAGAAGGCGAUGAAGAGAGAUAAGAUCAUAGUGAACGACCGCCAGCUGGCGUGCGCUCGCAUCAUGUCGCCGGAAGGCCAGGACUACCUGAAGGGCAUGGCGGCCGCGGGGAACUACGCCUGGGUCAACCGCUCGUCCAUGACCUUCCUCACCCGACAGGCCUUUUCUAAAGUGUUUGUCACGACGCCGGACGACCUGGACAUGCACGUCAUCUACGAUGUUUCGCACAACAUCGCCAAAGUGGAGGAGCACAUGGUGGACGGGAAGCAGAAGACUCUGCUGCUCCACCGCAAAGGGUCCACCAGAGCUUUCCCCCCCCACCACCCACUCAUCCCCGUAGACUACCAGCUCACCGGUCAGCCGGUGUUGAUCGGCGGGACCAUGGGGACCUGCAGCUACGUCCUCACCGGGACGGAGCAGGGCAUGACGGAGACGUUCGGCACAACGUGCCACGGAGCGGGUCGUGCGAUGUCUCGGGCCAAGUCCCGCAGGAACCUGGACUUCCAGGACGUCCUGGACAAGCUGGCGGACCAGGGCAUCGCCAUCCGCGUGGCCUCGCCCAAACUGGUGAUGGAGGAGGCUCCCGAAUCGUACAAAAACGUGACAGACGUGGUCAACACGUGUCACGACGCUGGAAUCAGCAAGAAGGCGAUCAAACUGCGGCCGAUCGCCGUGAUUAAAGGCUGAAGACGAGUCGCCGUUUAAUUUAAAGACUUGUUGGCGCUCAGCGGGAGGAGACUUCUGUUCAGGAAUCUGGGAAAGAAGAAGAGAAUUAGCUUUUUGAUUUGUUUUUGGGGAGGUGGAAUGAGAUUCUAACCUUGAGAGAAAAAUAAUUUAAUUCUUUUUGUGUUUAUUGCAAAAAUCUUUGAUCCAAAUAAAGAUUGAAUCAGCCUAA
Molecule: messenger RNA, 1872 nt
Organism: Perca fluviatilis (European perch)
Lineage: Eukaryota; Metazoa; Chordata; Actinopteri; Perciformes; Percidae
Gene: rtcb
Product: RNA 2',3'-cyclic phosphate and 5'-OH ligase
Exons: 12
Coding region: 144-1664 (506 amino acids)
Biological process (GO): tRNA splicing, via endonucleolytic cleavage and ligation
Cellular component (GO): tRNA-splicing ligase complex; nucleus
Molecular function (GO): RNA ligase (ATP) activity
Source: RefSeq, a predicted model, not a curated record